Messenger RNA from Tuber aestivum (summer truffle), 690 nucleotides. NCBI's taxonomy places the organism in Eukaryota, Fungi, Ascomycota, Pezizomycetes, Pezizales, Tuberaceae. The record is from the annotation of a GenBank genome assembly.
CGCACACCACUGCACACAGCAGCUGAGAUCGGGCGUGUGGAGGUUGUGAGGUUGUUGGUCAAGAAGGAAGGGGCUAACGUCAAUGUUAUCGACGCGAAGAGGAAAACGCCGUUAUAUCUCGCGGCGAGGAGACUACACGCCGAUGUGGUGGGGUUGCUGCUGGAGGAUGGGAGGAUCGACGUGAACAUCCUGGACUAUGCCGGUAGGUCGGCAUUGCACAUGUCGUCGAAGGAUACCCGUUGGGCGGCGGUCGCGAAGCUCCUCAUGAGCAGCAACAAAUUGGAUGUUAAUUCCCGGAGCGAAGCCAACAUUACGCCUUUACACGCCGCCGCCGCUUCGGGUAAUGAAGAAGCUGUAAUGACUCUGCUUGGAGAUAGUAGAAUAGACGUCAACAUCAAGGACUACGGCGGCCGCACAGCACUCUACCUUGCCAUCAAGCGGGGCAGGGAAUCCGCCGCGAGAGCCUUGAUGAACGACCCCAGGGUCGACAUAAACAUCGGGACGAACACAGGCUUGACACCCCUGCACGCCGCAGCGCAGGUAGGCGAGGAAGAUAUCGCUAGAGACCUCCUGAGGGAUAGCAGACUCGACCUAUCCCUGACCAGCCACGACGGAAACACACCACUGCACGAAGCCAUCUGCUACCGCCGCACCAACAUAGCCCGCAUCCUGCUAAGUGACCCCCGCAUU